UGGUAUCACCCAACGUUGGGUCAACGUAGGGUCAACCUUUCCAAACAGAAAAGCCUUGGACAAGGAGGCUGCUUUGGCCGUUUUUACAAGGAGUAUACUUUUUAUAUGCACGAGAAGGACACUUAUGGUUCUUGAUAUCAUAUUGUAGAAGAAGUGAGAUGGAAAUGAACCAGGAAACUGCUCUGCAGCUGUUUGAGGAUGGAGCUUUCUUCAUACUCCUGGAUGUACCUGUUGGUACAGAGUUUGGCAUAGACUACAACUCAUGGCAGGUUGGUGAAAAGUUCAAAGGAGUGAAGAUGAUUCCAGAAGGGGUUCAUUUUGUCUCCUACAACUCUGUCAACAAGAAACACAAGGAGGCAGCUCCCAAACUGGGCUUCUUCCACUUCUUCCACAGUAAAGAAGUCCUUGUGAGGAGGUGGGACAAACAGCUAGAAACUAUCAGCGAAGAUGUAAUAGAAGGAGAAGAACUCGCUAACUUUGAAUCCAGCUUGAAGGAGCUUGACAGAUUCCUCGGGCCGUACCCUUACGACAACUACAAGAAGUGGAAGUCCCUGACCAAUCACAUCACGGAGAGUCUCAUGAACAGGCUUGAGCCCGCGUCCGGAAGGAUAUCCUCCGCAACCGAACUUGUGAGAGACGGCGAGGAGAAAGUCAGCUACACGGUCGGCGAAUUGCCCACAUCGAUGAAAGAGGCGGAAGGAAGACUGCCCAAAAUGGUCGCGGUCGCGGGAACAGAGAUCAGGUUCGUGACGCUGCCCACGAGAGCAUACCCGGAGGGCGCGACUCCCGCUGACAUCACCAAGUACAGUAUGGACAAGAGCUUCAUGCUGGAGGAACUUCUCAGUACACACUAUGCAGGGAACCACAUGGAUCUGUUGGGGGAGUUACAGUUUGCCUUUGUUUGCUUCAUGGUAGGCCAGGUGUUUGAUGCGUUUGAGCACUGGAAGAAGCUGGUCCAUCUGCUGUGCCUGUGUGACGAGGCUCUGGGCAGACACGAGGGCCUGUACAGCGCCUUCAUCAGCACCAUGCACUUCCAACUCAGGGAGAUUCCUGAGGACUUCUUUGUGGACAUCGUGUCCAGCCACAACUUUCUCACAACUACUCUACAGGUCUUCUUCUACAACUUGGCCAAUUGUGAAACCGCGAGUCGUCAGCUGAAGAAGCGAGGGUGCCAGUUCAAGGAUCACCUGACCAAGACCUUCCGCUGGGACUUUGACGCCGAGCAAGAUGACGAUGCCCCUGUGGUUGUGCAUCUGGGAGAAACUUGACCUUGUUCGGAUGCCCAAGGUCACUGGAAAUAUCCUGAACUUUCACUUCAUGAUGAAACAUUCCAACUAUUCACUUUUAUUUUGACUAGCUUGAGCCAUUUGUUAGUUUUAAUGAUGGAAAAAUAUGACAAAAUAACCUUGUAAAUAAGCUAGAUUAAUGGAAUCUGCAAAACAUACAGGCUACAACUUAAUGGGGGUAGUGUGAAUAAAGAGCUAAAUUGA
This is a messenger RNA of Branchiostoma floridae (Florida lancelet), 1490 nucleotides long. RefSeq names its product protein AAR2 homolog. The record is from RefSeq and is a predicted model, not a curated record. The transcript has 6 exons. Lineage: Eukaryota; Metazoa; Chordata; Leptocardii; Amphioxiformes; Branchiostomatidae. The coding region runs from base 159 to 1268 and encodes 369 amino acids. Gene Ontology annotation, biological process: spliceosomal tri-snRNP complex assembly.